UCUCAAAACACGUACUCUUUGCUGACCAAGGUCUACGAACAAACUUGGCUAUAAAAGCACAUAUCUUGUCGGGAACAUCAGUCAAUGAAAUAAAGUGCAAGAAUUAUUACCAUGUCUCACGCUAGUUUUGUAUUACUUGUAACGGUCGGAGUGCUCUGCAGUAUGACUGCUGCACAGGAAGGCCAGUGUGCGUUAAAUGAAGAAUGGACCAAUUGCGGAACGGCAUGUCCACAAACUUGUGAUUCGCCGCCUGUUCAAGCCUGCACUGCGAAUUGCGUAGUAGGAUGUCAGUGCCGUGAAGGAUACGUGCUAAAUAACUCAGGACAAUGUGUGCUUCUUUCAGAAUGUUAAAAAUUAUUCGAUACGUACUUACGAAAGGGCUGAGAAAUUUUGUUUACCACUUCAAGGUUUAAAUAAUUAUUAAUUAAUAAUAAACAGUUAACAAGUAAAAAUUAUUGAUAUAAAUGUUUUUCUAUUAACAGAUUUCUUGUAAAUUUAAAAUAAUUAGAAAUAAAAAAUGUCAUAAUAACACUGUUUCUAUAAAUACAAAUUCGAAACAAUAAAGUGCAUGCGCUCAUGACGUAAAGUAUUUUUGUGUUACAAAAAAUCAUUACCAUGAUAAAUUAUUUAGCAAUAACGAAUCGUUUUACAGUUAAUAGCAUAACUUCUUAUAAGAAAAACUGCACAAAUAGAAUGUUAUUCUGGUAUUGUAAUCUUAAGUAAUAACAUGCUUUGAUCUUGAUUUUAAUA
Molecule: messenger RNA, 750 nt
Organism: Solenopsis invicta (red fire ant)
Lineage: Eukaryota; Metazoa; Arthropoda; Insecta; Hymenoptera; Formicidae
Product: chymotrypsin inhibitor-like
Exons: 3
Coding region: 112-351 (79 amino acids)
Source: RefSeq, a predicted model, not a curated record